AUGCCUUUGCCUCCAGCUUUGGCCAAAAAGUUGGCUACCCGAGGAAUACUUACAGAAAACGAAGCAAAGAGUAAUGCAAAAGAAGUUGAAGAAGAAGUAAUUGCAGAAUGUUAUGACGAUAUUGAUGAUACAAAUGAUAACUCAGGUUCAGAUUCACAAGAUAGUGAUGAAGAAAAUGAUAAACCAGAUCCUAAAGUCUUAGAUAAAUUUAAAGGUCAUCAUGGUUGUCCAAACAAGUCAAACGUUUAUCAUGAAUGCACUAAAUUUUGUGAACAGCGGUGGAAAAAUGGUAUUAAACGACCAAAAAAUGGAUAUUUAAAAUCUAGAAAUGCUAUGUUAGAAAAGUUUCCUUUACCUAAAAAUUGGCAUGAAGUUUAUGAUCCUGGAACUGGCAGAUUUUAUUACUGGGAUGUAGUGAAUGAUUCAGUUUGUUGGCUACCUCCUAGCCACCCUCGUUCAAUUGUUACUGAUUCAGUUGCACAGUUUCGGUUUGAACGUCAUGCUAUAAUGCAAAAUAUGGAUAAAAAGAAUUCAGACUCAGAGAGUAGUAGUGAUGAUAGUGAAGAUGAACGGCAAAAAAGAAAAAAAAAUCCUAUGCCACCACCUGUUCAAGAAAUCCGCGCUAAAGAAGUGAGAUAUGAUCGUGAACCAAAACGUAAAGAUCCUCCAAGAAGAGUAACAAAACACAAUGAUCUCGAUCCUAUGGAUCCAGCUGCAUAUUCAGAUAUUUCCAGGGGUUCUUGGAGUGAUGGACUAACUGUGGAAGCGAAAUCUGGGGUGGACACGACUGCUUCUGGACCAUUAUUUCAAAUGCGACCAUAUCCUAGUCCUGGUGCAGUCUUACGAGCUACUUCUGGCCAAGCUAAGCGUAAAUAAAAUAAAAAUAAUUGUAUUUAUUGUCUUUAAUUUUUAUAUUUUAUUUAAAUUUUCAAACUCAAAUUAUA
Molecule: messenger RNA, 944 nt
Organism: Melanaphis sacchari
Lineage: Eukaryota; Metazoa; Arthropoda; Insecta; Hemiptera; Aphididae
Gene: PQBP1
Product: polyglutamine-binding protein 1
Exons: 6
Coding region: 1-876 (291 amino acids)
Molecular function (GO): protein binding
Source: RefSeq, a predicted model, not a curated record